AUGAAAAAAUUCCUCUUCGUCUUCGCUCAAGCUCAUCAUGCAUUUCGAGUACCAGAACUGAAAUCUAUCUCAGAAUUGUAUUGUCUCAAGAUCGUCAUACCAGAAGAUCAAGACCCACUUCGUCCGUUCAUGGUAAUUGAGUUGGAGAGCGAAGCUCAUGCUCGAAUACUUACUAAACGAUGCAUAUUAAUCAAGUCUAUAUACGAGUUUUAUUGUCAAGGGGAUGAUUAUGAGCACCUUCAUGAUCGUAAUCGCGAAAAUCGACACCUUUGGUCUCGAUUCAUAGCAGACACUUCAUUCAAGUUCGCUGUAUCAGCAUAUAACCACAAGAUACCGCAAGUUCGUCAAAAGGAAAUCGUGGAGAGCUUUUCAUACAUGGGCUUCCUCGGGAAGAUUGACAUGAAAACACCCGACAUCGUCAUGGGAUGCUUUGAAGAAUAUGAUGACCGCCGAGGUCAAAUACGAGACAAACAUGAAGGGGAUGGAAACUUUCGUCAAGUUUACUUUGGUAGAUUGGUAGCAGAAGGUACCGCACGGGCGUUGAUUUCUAUGUUUGACGUCAAGAAACGCACGUACUUCGGAAAUACCAGCAUGGAAUCUGAAAUCUCCUUGUUAAUGGCAAACCAGUCAUUGGCUUCACCAGGGAAAGUGAUAUACGAUCCUUUUAUGGGAACUGGGAGCAUGGCCUAUCCCACAGCGUAUUUUGGUGCUCAUGUAUAUGGUUCCGAUAUCGAUGGACGGCAAAUGCGUGGAAAAGGUGACGUUUCAGGGGUUGUUCGAGCCGCUUCCCAGUACGGUGUGGCGCAGCAGAUAUUGGAUCUGUGUACUUUCGAUAUAACUCACAAUCCUUGGAGGUGCGGAGAAUUAUUCGAUGCAAUCGUCACUGACCCUCCUUACGGUGUCCGGGCAGGUGCGAAACGGCUAGGACGUAAAAAAGAACUCGACGCAGAAAGGGUGCUGCUCUACUUUUACCACAGAGCAAAUCCUCAACCUGAUGAUACACCUUAUAUUCCACCUACACGACCGUAUGAACUAUCCAACUUGGCGCGGGAUCUAGUCUUACUGUCUCGGUAUCUUUUGAAGCCUGAUGGCCGACUUGUGUUCUUCUUGCCAACGGUAAACGAUGAGUAUGAAGAAGUAGAUGUUCACUCCAUGCUUUGCGAAGGCAUGGAGGUCAUAGCCAAUUCCCUUCAGGAUUUCGGCUCGUGGGGGCGCAGGCUCGUGACGAUCCGGAAAACCACAUCGAUUCGAUAUCCACCACCUUCAUUCGCUGCUCCGACAGAGAUGGCAGAAUCCGAACACGUCCCUGCCCACAAGGGUUUUCGUGAAAAGUAUUUUCAAGGCUUCAAAAAACCAGAUGGAAUUUAA
Molecule: messenger RNA, 1368 nt
Organism: Marasmius oreades (fairy-ring Marasmius)
Lineage: Eukaryota; Fungi; Basidiomycota; Agaricomycetes; Agaricales; Marasmiaceae
Exons: 10
Coding region: 1-1368 (455 amino acids)
Biological process (GO): methylation
Cellular component (GO): cytoplasm
Molecular function (GO): nucleic acid binding
Source: RefSeq, a predicted model, not a curated record